UUGGUAUUCAGAUAAGCGUCAAAAUAAUUUAGCGAUAAGUGGUUAUUUUGCUAUCUAGCUAACGUGCUAAUAUUAUUGUCGUGACGUUGUUUAGCUUUUGUAUGGUCCAAUUAAUAGGAUCAACAGCUAUAUCACAGGAAAAUACUGUCCUUAUGAAAUCAAAACUAAAGUAUUUUACAAUAUUCAACGACUUUCAUGACGUAAACUAGAAUUGCACAUCUGAAUUUAAACGAGAAUUUGCUGCCAUGCCGGUGCACCGCGAUCGGGAGAAGAAGGAGAAUACAGCAGAGGAGAUGGAGGUGGAGGAGCAGGAUCAGGAUGGGUCUAGCUCAGAGGAGGAAGAUUCAGACACUUCCUCAGUCUCAGAGGAUGGCGACAGCUCGGAAAUGGAUGAGGAGGAUUGUGAGCGGAGAAGGAUGGAGUGUUUGGAUGAAAUGUCAAAUCUGGAGAAACAGUUCACCGAUCUUAAAGACCAGCUGUAUCGAGAACGCCUCACUCAGGUAAACAGCAAGCUUUCAGAGGUGGAGGCCGGCCGUGCAGCAGAAUAUUUGGAUCCUCUGGCAGUGUUGUUGGAAAACAUGCAGGUCCGCACAAAGGUGGCAGGCAUCUACAAGGAGUUGUGCUUGGAGUCUGUGAAGAAUAAGUAUGAGUGUGAGAUCCAGGCAGCGUGCCAACACUGGGAGAGUGAAAAGCUGCUACUGCUUGACACAGUUCAAAGUGAGCUGGAGGAGAAGAUCAGAAGACUGGAGGAAGACAGACACAGCAUCGAUAUAACAUCAGAGCUGUGGAAUGACGAGUUAUCAGGGAGGAAGAAAAGAAGAGACGCUUUAAGUCCUGAUAAGAAGAGGAGACGGCCUUCAGUGGUGUCUGGCCCUUAUAUAGUCUACAUGCUUCCUGAUUUGGACAUUUUGGAGGACUGGACAGCUAUUAGAAAGGCUGUUGCCACCCUGGGCCCUCAUAGAGGGAAGGUGGACUCUGACAACGCCAGCUUCCCAUUCAGAACGGACAGAAACCGACCUAUUCUCAACUGUUGAGACAGAAGCAACUCCACAGAUGUGAUCCCGGACACAUGCGCAACACAACCUUUUGUACCAACACAAAACACGCACAAAAAAACGUCAAUCAGCUAGUGCACAUGUGAGAACCAUGUGAGUAAGCUGGAAGACACCAAUGGCAGACAGUCUGACUCGCUUUAAAGAAAAAGUAAUUUUCUAUUAGGGCCCAAAACAGGACAGCAAAUUAUUGAUUUCAUUGCAAAAUAUGAGAACAGGAACAGGAUUCUCAAUGAGCAUAUUCUUCCUAAAUGUGAUCAUGUUUAAUAAUCCUAUUGAAAUGUACAUGUUUCCAUGAGGAUUUCAACAGUUAGCUCAAUGUGACUCACUAUGCUCAGGUCAGCUCAGCACCUUUUCCCUGUUUAUUUUGUUGUCACACGAUUCCAAAUCAGUGGAAUAUUUGACAAUUUGCCUCAGCAUUUUGCUCAACAGCGUCUUUGUGAACAGUGACAUUUAUCCUCAAAGCAGCUGCUCAUGAUGCAGUUUCAGGGAUGCUUUGCGUUUGUUUUUUAUAACGAGCAUCUGGUUUGUCAUGAUGUCUGUAUUUCAAGUUACAAAACAGUUCUUGGAUUUAAUUAUGCGUCUGUUCCACACAAAAAAAUCUAACCACUUUCUUUGCUGGGCUAAGAAAAUGUGUAAUUUCUUUUAUUUUGAGGGGACACUUUCAUGUUGUAAUUCUCCAAUUUUCCCCUCCAUUUCCAAACUCAUUACAUAAAUUUGAUAGUCCUUGCAAAUGUAAAGUUGUUUUUAUGCACUAAAUUAGUCUGAUUUCUUCUGCUUGAUUCCUUUUAGCGCAGAUAUAUGUAUAUGAUGAUGUAUUGCUUUUCCGGCUGACCUAUGACGUCACACCAAAACAAGGCAUCUUGGUGUACCGAAUGUCCGCUGUAGUACUGGGACAGAUUACAAUUAUUACGUCUCUAUUGGCUAUGCUGAUGUUAACUAACAGACAGCAUCAAGAAAUCAUCUGAGCUUGUGCCACUAAUUUGACACCACUACCAAAAAGGUCCUCCCGCAGUUGAUGGAUGCAGGUCCGAAGCAAAGAUUAAUGAGAGAGAGUUGUUUUGAAGGAUUCUUCAGACGGCGAAUGGAAAGAAAACAUUGACUGGCUUUAAGUUUGUUUGUUAGGAGGAUUGAUGGAAGUACUUUAGAUCUGGAAGAAAAGACCGUUCGUGCCCCGAUACCGCUUCAAAUUAGGUUUGCUAUUGUUCUGGAUACAUUUGCGCAAAAUGCAGAGUUAUUGCAAAUCAAUUUGGAGUGCACAAAUGCAGCGUGAAGAGGUUUGUGUACGCUUUUAUUCUUUGUCUUGUAAAAUACCUGCAGUGCGUCAUUCUCCUCCAUGAUCUCACUCGUAUUUUGUUUCUGGGGUCCAAAUGAAGCCGACGUUCACCAUUUCCUUGGCUACCUUCUUAAAUAAAUCUGUUUCUUUUUUUCCCCUCCCAUCGAUGCACUUCAAAAUGUUUCGGUAUUUUAAUUUGUGAAGCAAAUAAACAGUCCCCUCUUUUUUCCAGUUGAUGCCUAUGUUUUGAUCAUACUUGCCAACCUUUAGACCUCCAAAUUCAGGAGAUGGGUGGGGUUGUAUAUUGUAGCCCGGAAGAGUUAGGGCUGCAAGGAAUUCUGGGUAUUUGUUCUGUUGUGUUUAUGUUGUGUCACGGUGCGGAUGUUCUCCCGAAAUGUGUUUGUCAUUCUUGUUUGGUGUGGGUUCACAGUGUGGCGCAUAUUUGUAACAGUGUUAAAGUUGUUUAUAAGGCUACCCUCAGUGUGACCUGUAUGGCUGUUCAUCAAGUAUGCCUUGCAGUCACUUGCGUGUGUCUGAUGAAGACGCCUACGACAUGUGACUGGGCCGGCACGCUGUUUGUAUGGAGAAAAAGCAGACGCCACAGGCAGUGUCAUCACGGCACGCCCUCAAUGUUGUUGUCCGGGUAAAAAUCGGGAGAACGGUUUCCCCGGGAGAAUUUCGGGAGGGGCAGUGAAAUUCGAGAGUCUACCGGAAAAAUCGGGAGGGUUGGCAAGUAUGGUUUUGAUUGAAUGAGGUGGCGACUUGUCCAGGGUGUACCCCGCCUUCCGCCCGUAUGCAGCUGAGAUAACCCCGAAAAGGACAAGCGGUAGAAAAUGGAUGGAGUAUCGCUUCAGGCGAAACAGGAGGGGGCUCCAAACUGCAGAAUGUUAAAAAAAAAAACAAUACAAUUUUUUGUAAAUUGCGCACCCUGUACACUUAAUUUGAAUAUCCAUCAAUUUUCUACCGCUUGACCCUUUCGGGGUCGCGGGGGGUGCUGGAGCCUAUCUCAGCUGCAUGGAACAUUUUCUUAAAAAAACAAAACAAUCUAACCUAUGACGUGACAUAUUUGCUACCUGCUGGUGGAAUCGUUUUAUGAUCGAAGAAGUGGGGCAAUUUUAUCUGAUUGAUAAUUUUACGAUCCUAGUUAUCCAGUGCGGCCUAUAAAGCGAAGAAAGGAGGAGGAGGGAAUACAGACUGAAAGCAAAUCUAUGAAUGUAUGUACAUUUAGCUCAUUCAUUUUAGUGUUAGCAUCAUGACUUCUUAUAUGGGCUAACAGCAACAGGCUGGUGUUGCAGUUAUUCCUAUUCAGGGACCAUCGAGAGUAGUUCGCACAUGAUAACUAAUAAACGCUAAAUUGGGUGAACUUCUUAAACUAUAAGCAACACUAACUGAUGCUACCUCAGCAGAAGCAUUUAAAUCCCAUCUUAAAACUCAUUUGUAUACUCUAACCCAGGGGUGCCCAUUACGUCGAUCGCGAUCUACCGGUCGAUCGCGCAGUGUGUGUCAGUCGAUCGACAGCCAGGCAUUGAAAAAAUAGACCUAAAACAUUUGCGAUCAUAAAUCUUCCCUAUGACGCAGCAUCUGUGAUGGUAUGAGGGUGUAUUAGUGCCCAAGACAUGGGUAACUUACACAUCUGUGAAGGCGCCAUUAAUGCUGAAAGGUACAUACAGGUUUUGGAGCAACAUAUGUUGCCAUCCAAGCAACGUUACCAUGGACGCCCCUGCUUAUUUCAGCAAGACAAUGCCAAGCCACGUGUUACAUCAAUGUGGCUUCAUAGUAAAAGAGUGCAGGUACUAGACUGGCCUGCCUGUAGUCCAGACCUGUCUCCCAUUGAAAAUGUG
Messenger RNA from Entelurus aequoreus (snake pipefish), 4169 nucleotides. It is a transcript of the gene brms1la, whose product is annotated as BRMS1 like transcriptional repressor a. Gene Ontology annotation, molecular function: histone deacetylase binding. Gene Ontology annotation, biological process: negative regulation of transcription by RNA polymerase II. Bases 246 to 1034 code for a protein of 262 amino acids. The transcript is spliced from 9 exons. The record is from RefSeq and is a predicted model, not a curated record. Gene Ontology annotation, cellular component: Sin3-type complex. Lineage: Eukaryota; Metazoa; Chordata; Actinopteri; Syngnathiformes; Syngnathidae.